CGGUGCACGGGGCUCUUGAGGAUGAUAAUGGCCGGUAGCCCUUGCGCGCGGAGACCGUGCCGCCGCUCGCGCUCCGCCGCGUUACUCGCGUCAGUGGCCGUGCUGCUGCUCGUGCAGACGCUCGCGCUGUGGAACUUCAGCGGCCUGGACUCGAGCGCGAGCCGCGAGAGGAGAGAGGCGCGAGGAGAGGAGUUCGGGCGGAGGAGACUGCAGCGGAAAGGGGACACGAGGACCCCGCCGCCACCGCUCGUGAAGCCCGCCUCGAGGAUCCAGGUGCACGCGGACUCGUACCACUCCCAUCGACCAAAGGAGAAACUUCACUCCGAGAGUAACAACAACGAGAACUCAGUCCCCAAAGACUUCGACAGCGUGGACAGUAACAGCAACCUAGGCCCACGCUCGCCACCCAAAAUCAAACCUGAGAAGGUGCAAAGCAUGCUGGGAAAAUCCAACAAUGAAGUGCUCAAGUACCCAGUGGUCCAGCCUAAAGGAGGACAUGACAAAAACUAUGUCAAGAAAUCUCCCAAGCUUACUACCCCAGCUACAAAUGUGUCCACUAAUGUUAUGGUGAAGGGGGCAAAGAGGGAGGAGCAGGGAUCCAAGAUGGCGUCCAGCGUGGGACAGUUGGUGGGUCCAGGAGAUAAGAAGGAGCCACAGUGUGAGAUCAGUGGAAAAGAAGCAAUUUCAGCGCUGUCUCGAGCCCGGAGCAGAGAAUGCAGACAGCAGAUAGUAGAAGUGUACUGCAAACACAAACAGAGGGCGCUAAUGCCAGAGAGAGUGCCCCGGUACUGCCCUGUGGACGGUAAAGUGAGUGUAAACGUGCACUGGGAGGAGGGUGCGUCAGAUGCCCUCCCGUCGGCUCCGGUCAGAAUCGCCUUUGUUUUGGUGGUCCAUGGCAGAGCAUCUCGACAGUUCAAUAGACUCUUUAAAGCCAUCUACCACACCUCCCACUUCUACUACAUCCAUGUAGACCAGAGGUCAGACUACCUCCACAGACAGAUGCUGCUAUUGGCCGAUAAAUACCCAAAUGUCCGAGUGACGCCGUGGCGGAUGGCAACCAUUUGGGGCGGGGCCAGUCUGCUCACCAUGUACCUGCGCAGUAUGGAUGACCUGCUCAAGAUGACCGACUGGUCUUGGGAUUUCUUCAUCAACCUUAGCGCCGCAGACUACCCCAUCAGGACCAAUGAGCAGCUGGUGGGAUUUCUGUCCAAAUACAGAAACAUGAACUUCAUCAAAUCCCAUGGUCGUGACACUGCCCGUUUUAUUCGUAAACAGGGCCUGGAUCGCUUGUUCUUCGAAUGCGAUACCCACAUGUGGCGUUUGGGUGACCGUAAAAUCCCAGAAGGCAUUGCAGUGGAUGGCGGCUCUGAUUGGUUCCUUUUAAAUAGACAGUUUGUGGAUUAUGUGGUGAAUUCUGGCGAUGCUCUUGUCACAAACAUGAAGCGCUUCUAUGGCUACACGCUCCUGCCCGCUGAGUCGUUUUUCCACACGGUUUUGGAGAACAGCGCCCUCUGUCAAACGAUGGUGGAUAAUAACCUACGCGUGACAAACUGGAACAGGAAGCUGGGCUGUAAAUGUCAGUACAAACACAUCGUGGACUGGUGCGGCUGUUCCCCCAACGACUUCAAACCCAGCGACCUGCCACGCUUCCAGUCUCCCCAGCAGUCCUCCCGUCCCGCCUUCUUCGCUCGUAAGUUUGAGGCAAGUGUGAGUCAGGAGGUGAUAAACCAGCUGGAUGAGUACCUGUUUGGGCCCUUACCUGUGGGGACUCGGGGACUCCACUCUUAUUGGGAGAGUCUGUACGAGCAGGAGAUCGAUGGAGCGACCAGCCUCUCCGACUCUGCCCUCAGUCACUUCCACGCCUUUGCACGCAUGGGUCUGACCAGGGCUGCGCAGUCACUACAGGGCCGGCCACAUGACCACAGCUGCAGGUACGCGUCAGUGAACCAUCCUGUAUCAGUGCACCUGUACUUCCUGUCUGAUCAGUUCCAGGGGUAUUUGGUCCGGACCCAGGCCCUGAACCGAGGAUCAGCCCAAACAGAGACUCUGGAGACAUGGGUGUCAUCCAAGGACCAUUACACUGUCCCCAACCCUGCACCUAAUGUCAACAGACUGCAGCAUGUACAGGUGGGCACAGACUGGGACCCAAAGGAGCGUCUCUUCAGAAACUGGGGCUCUGUGAUUGGUCCAGAGGAUGAGCCUGUCGCCGUGCAGCGUUGGACCCGCUCUCAGUCCAACCUCACAGCCACUGUCGUAUGGAUUGACCCCACCAAUGUAAUUGCCGCCACCUACGACAUCCUGGUGGACGCGGGGUCAGAGGUCACGCACUACCGUCCACCCCUCACUGCCCCCCUCAGGCCGGGAGUGUGGACGCUCCGGGUACUGCACCACUGGAGCCCACUGGGUCAAACGCGCUUCAUUGUGACCCCACUGGAGUUCCACAAACAGCAACCCAUCCAGAGAGAGGACGCUCUUCGGCUGCAUGGCGGGCCCCUGAGGAACUCUUACAUGGAGCAGAGCUUUCAUGGGCUGAACCCAGUGUUACGUCUGCCCGUGAGCCUGGGUGCGGUGGAGGAGGCAGAGGCUAACGCUGGCCUGACGGGGGCGCCGCUACGUCGCUGGAUCGACUCUCUGCUACAGAGCCACUGGGGGGCAGCAGACGUGUGUUCGUUGGGACCUAGCGCCUGUCCUGUUAUGCAGCGCUGUCACAUGACCUCCUGGAGCUCCAAUAGUCCUGACCCCAAAUCUGAACUGACCCUGCCCUCACAGAGUGGACGCAUUAGGUAGCAGGGAUCAGGUAGCUCUGAUCAGGUAGCACUGAUCAGGCAGCGCAGAUCAGGCAUCGUAAAUCUGACAGCACAGAUCCGGUAGCAAACGGGAAGUGGCCACAGGAAACGGACUGAGCCACAGGAAGUCACUUUAGGUGGCACAUCGCAGAAGGACCAAAAAGUGUUUAAUGAGACCAAGACACUAGAGACUCAGGAGACUGAGUCUGGACUCAUGUUUGAGAUAA
Molecule: messenger RNA, 3013 nt
Organism: Periophthalmus magnuspinnatus
Lineage: Eukaryota; Metazoa; Chordata; Actinopteri; Gobiiformes; Gobiidae
Product: xylosyltransferase 1-like
Exons: 11
Coding region: 22-2787 (921 amino acids)
Biological process (GO): chondroitin sulfate proteoglycan biosynthetic process; heparan sulfate proteoglycan biosynthetic process
Cellular component (GO): membrane
Molecular function (GO): protein xylosyltransferase activity
Source: RefSeq, a predicted model, not a curated record